AUUUCAUCACAAAUCCAUCAGUUGUGGGGUAUCUCGUAUCUUAUGGGCCUUCUCGACCUUCACUACGACUCGAAUUCUACUCGGGCGAUACUACACCGGCACUUCAUCCUUCAGACAAUACAUAGUCAAAGGCAAACUUCAUCGUACGAGCGCCGCCAUACAAUUGAUUAAGAACAGAGAUAGCAAGGCUAUAGCAACAAUUGAAUCUAGCAUCCGCUAGCACUUGAGCUGCAAGCAAUCUACCGUAACACUAUCGCGAUACGUUCGAAUCUGUUCUGGAAGCCGAACGUCGUCGCAUCAGCCGCCACAAGACCCUCGUAGCUGCAUUUAGCCUCCCACACCCUUCUACCGGCGCAUCUGACAUUGUCUCAUAUCCCUUCAUCCUAUAAUCUACCUCAGCCUUCUGAGGGUCUUAUCUCUUCUCGAAUUGGUUGAAAAUAAGAAAGUACUAUUUUAUAUAUAUAACGAGAUCAGAUCGAAAUGACGCUGCCAGAGCCCUCGGUAUCGGUUCUUGGCCUGGACCCGACGCACCGGAACUGCGUGUUGAACGGGAACGCGUUCCAGCAGGACGCCAUCCAAUCGUAUAACGGAUGGCAGUACGCCUGUUUCUACAGCCAGCUAUCAGCAGACGGCGCCAAGGAGCCGUUGUACAUCCACCUGUCGCGCAGGAAGCUGCCGAAGGGGAAAUGGGAGACGUUCGUCUUCGACGACUACCCGCAGACGACAGAUGACGGGCAUAAUACGGUCCAGCUCGGUAUCUGCCCCGGCGACGGCACCAUCCAUCUCUCAUACGACCACCACUGCGACAUAAUCCGGUACCGCCACUCCCACCCCGGCGUAGCCCAAACCCCCGCCUCGCACCCGUGGACCAAAUCCCUCUUCACAGCGCACCUAAGCCGUCUCCCGGGUCUAGGCGCCGAGCAAGACACGCUAUUCAGCUACAUAACGUACCCGCGCUUCGUGCCCUUAGACAGCUCCUUGCUCUUCACCUGGCGGACCGGCAAAGCCGGGCUCGGAGAUGACCACAUCGCCGUGUACUCGUCCUCCCCCUCUGCUUCCCAAUCCACAGCCUACGGCUACAAAGUCCUCGGCACAAACCUCAAAGGCGUCCAAAACAACCCGUACAUCCACGGCCUAGACCACCGGCGCGGCCGUCUGCACGCGACGUGGGUGUACCGCGAGUUCGUGCACUACACGGGCUGGGACGACCCCCUCGACGUCCAGCACAAGCAACAAGCGGGUCCGAACUCCGGGGCCAACAACCGCGACAUCUGCUACGCGUACUCCGACGACGGGGGCCUGGUCUGGCGCAACGGGGCCGGGGUCGUCGUGGCCGAUCUAAGCAAGACCGGGGACGAGGGAGAGGGGGUGAGGCCGGACGCGCCGGGGAUCGUGGCCUUUGAGAUCCCGAAGGGGAGCGGGUUGGCGAAUCAGGAGGCGCAGGCUGUGGACGGGAUGGGGGGCGUGCAUGUCUUGAAUCGCGAUUGUGUGGGCGGCGAGCAGAGGUGGAAGCAUUAUUAUCGGGCGCCUAAUGGUACCUGGACCCAGCACGCCCUCCCGCACGUCAAUGGCGUGUAUGGAGGUAAGCGUGGACGGCUGGCUGUGAGUAAAGAUGAUGACUUAUAUCUCAUUCUACCGGACCCUACGGCGCCCACCUUGACGAUCUUGAAGGCGCCAAAGGAGAGUGGCUACUCUGAGUAUGAGCUGGUGUGGCGGGAAGACGGAUUCCCGCCGACGGAGCCAUUGGUAGAUACCACAAGGCUACAGUAUGAUAACGUGUUGUCUGUCUUCACACGAUCUAGCUACGGGUCUGACCUGGACUCGCACGCGCAGGUUGAUGUUGUGGUUCUCGAUUUCAAGUUAUAAGUACAAUAAAUCUGCAUAUCUCAAUCCGAGGAAAGCUUCCAAAUGUCUUCGUGUUCGUCAGAUCACAUCUUAUAAGUUAUAUGAAAUAUCGAUGCGAUAAAGAUUCUUGCGUAUCAAAU
Annulohypoxylon truncatum is the source of this 1985-nucleotide messenger RNA. RefSeq lists its product as uncharacterized. Lineage: Eukaryota; Fungi; Ascomycota; Sordariomycetes; Xylariales; Hypoxylaceae. The coding region runs from base 481 to 1866 and encodes 461 amino acids. The record is from RefSeq and is a predicted model, not a curated record. The transcript is spliced from 4 exons.